Carassius carassius (crucian carp) is the source of this 887-nucleotide messenger RNA. Its product is annotated as protein phosphatase 1 regulatory subunit 14B-like. Gene Ontology annotation, cellular component: cytoplasm. Bases 103 to 468 code for a protein of 121 amino acids. The record is from RefSeq and is a predicted model, not a curated record. NCBI's taxonomy places the organism in Eukaryota, Metazoa, Chordata, Actinopteri, Cypriniformes, Cyprinidae. Gene Ontology annotation, molecular function: protein serine/threonine phosphatase inhibitor activity. Gene Ontology annotation, biological process: regulation of phosphorylation. The transcript is spliced from 4 exons.
GAGAGAGAGAGAGAGAGAGAGAGAGAGAGAGAGAGAGAGAGAGAGAGAGAGAGAGAGAGAGAGGCUGCUGUCUCUUGUUCUUCUCCCCGCUGGUGUGAGGUUAUGGCAGGCAUGGCGUCGGAGCCAGGAACCCAGUCCAGAGUGAUGUUUCAGACCAAAGAGGAGGAGCCUGCCCAACGCAAACUGGGCAAACUGACGGUCAAAUACAACCGCAAAGACCUCCAGAGGAGGCUGGACGUGGAGGAGUGGAUCGACGGUCAGCUGCACCUGCUGUACGACUGCGAGGAGGAGGAGAUUCCUGACCUGGAGAUUGACAUCGAUGAACUUCUAGAGCUGACAGAUGAAGAGCAGAAAACUCGACUGCAUGAGCUUUUGCAAGAAUGUGGAAAGCCAAAGGAGGACUUUAUCAACGGGUUGCUCUACCGGAUGAAGGGACUGCGGAAGAUGUCAGGAUCUCUGAAGAAAUAGCAUAAGGUCAAAGGCUGGAUCUUUCAAGAUAAUGUGAAGCACCCAGCUCCGCCCCUGGCCCCGCCCCAUUGACAAGCCCCACCCACAACUCCGCCUGUAUGUAGAGCGUUGAGUGUCUGUCUGUGGAUGAGUCAAUGACGGAAAAUUCUAGAAACCACUAAUAAUUCUGUACAGUAUCUCCAGCAUUGCAGAUCAACUGUAUUGCCUGUUAUUACUCAAACGAGAUGUUUUUUUUGUCUAGAUUUUUUUGUGACAUACAUUUAUAUCCCUAUUUAUAUUUAUAUAUAUAUAUAUAUAUAUAUAUAUAUAUAUAUAUAUUGUUCUGACAAGUGUUGUAUGUAAUAACAAACUAUUUCAUUUCAAGAUUUUAGAUGAAGAGUAUAGAUACAGUUCGUGAUAAUAAAAUUCAGAAUCCAGGA